AUGGUCGACCUUGAUCUUCCCGACUCGGUUGCGGACCACGCCGGGCGUGGCACCGACGACGGAUGCGAUCUCCGCUUAAGCGGGGCGCUGGAUGAGCGACGUACCGAGCUGGCAUCAAGAGACUUUCUAGGAAAUAUCCCGGAAGCCCAGAGAACUGCCUCACAGUCACAGAAGACCGCUGUCCAUAAUGAACCCCUUGAGGGUCAUAGAAGCGCAUCUAGUAUUAAGGCAAGCGACUACGAUGUCGAGCAUAGCGGCUACACUACAGAAACGGCCGCGAGCACCGACUUCCUCCCGGGAUCAGCAUACAGCUCUCUAAGGGAUGUUCACCACCGCAAGCGUGUUCGCGAAGAGAGCCAGUUUGACUCAUCUACACACGAAGUUCUCAGGUACUACUCGUCAUCGCCUGAAGAUGAUUUCAAUGAGGUACCUGCCAUUCACCGUGGCGCAAGCCGAGAGGAGGUAUUUCUUCAAACUGUCCAAUACGUCAGAGAUGAGUUCCCCGAUGUCCCCAUCAUGGACAGACUCGUUGAACAUGUGCGAGACAGCUUGGUUCGUCGAGUCUCCGAGAAUCCUCAAUCUGAGAGACUCCACCACAGCAGUAACAGCCAGAGCCCCGACACCUCCGAGUUGAACGAUGAGUUGGUAUACCUUGCAUCCGACGAGGAGGAGCACCCCAUCGACUCCCCAGCCUCUGGAGACUCCUUCUCCGCCAUGAUGAUGGUGUUGGAUCUGCGGUGUUGA
Messenger RNA from Aaosphaeria arxii CBS 175.79, 744 nucleotides. RefSeq lists its product as uncharacterized. The coding region runs from base 1 to 744 and encodes 247 amino acids. NCBI's taxonomy places the organism in Eukaryota, Fungi, Ascomycota, Dothideomycetes, Pleosporales. The transcript has 3 exons. The record is from RefSeq and is a predicted model, not a curated record.